This is a messenger RNA of Leptomonas pyrrhocoris, 457 nucleotides long. RefSeq names its product putative 60S acidic ribosomal protein. The transcript has a single exon. Gene Ontology annotation, cellular component: cytosolic large ribosomal subunit; ribosome. Gene Ontology annotation, biological process: translational elongation; cytoplasmic translation. The record is from RefSeq and is a predicted model, not a curated record. Lineage: Eukaryota; Euglenozoa; Kinetoplastea; Trypanosomatida; Trypanosomatidae. Bases 131 to 457 code for a protein of 108 amino acids. Gene Ontology annotation, molecular function: protein kinase activator activity; ribonucleoprotein complex binding; structural constituent of ribosome.
GGGCCUCCGCACUGCCCGAUAUGAUUCCUCGCUUUCUUCGCUUACUCUUUAAUUUAUUUUUGCGCAAAUGAAUACAUCGAAUACCCCGGCUUCCCCACACGAGUGAAGUUGUACCAGCACGUUAGAACUAAUGUCGAACGCCCAGCUCGCCUGCACCUACGCCGCGCUCAUCCUGAGCGAGAACGGCAGCUGCAACGCCGAUGCGAUCUGCAACGUGACGAAGGCCGCCGGUGUGCCGGUGAGCCACGGUAUGGCCACCGCCUUCGCCAACGCCUUCGCCGGGAUCAACGUGGAGCAGGUGCUGAACAGCAUCAGCUUCGGUGGUGCCGCCUCUGGCGCUGCCGCGCCCGCCGCCGCUGCUGCGGGUGGUGCUGCCGCCCCUGCCGCUGCCGCGAAGAAGGAGGAGAAGGUGGAGGAGGAGGCCGACGACGACAUGGGCUUCGGUCUGUUCGACUAA